AUGGUGCAGGAGGUCCCGCAGUGCUUGGUCCAGCUCCUCGCGGAUUACACGUCUCAGGCCGUGGACGCCUCACGGGAUGUCUCGGAUGAGUUUGAGGAGGAGGUGAGCGACUUGGCGAAUCGGGCGAAGCGCAUUCGUUCCAUCCUGCAGCUCAUUCGAGACUGUGCCAAUGAGCGCCGUUCACACCUGCCUCCAGAAGGAGUAGCAGCAACAAUGACAACAACAACAACAGGAAUGAAAACUACAUGGACGCCCGCAAUGAUUGCCCUCCAGGGGUUGGGGCAGAUGGCAGCGGAGCUCACUGGAGUGCCUGCAGUUGGCCCAAUGGUGACCAACGCGGGGUCGCCACACUACGGGCUAUUACCGUGUGGCAAACCCACCUCACUCGCAGAGGCAUCACUUGCGUUGUUUAGCCACAAUACUAAGGUUGUUUUUAGGCGCUCAGAGAAACACGGGCGCGAUAGUGAUGCUGUUGGGAGUGGUACUAGUCGCACCGAGUUCCACAGAGGUGCUUUCUCACGGCUUGCAGCCGACCAGCGGAAAAGGAGACUUGCGUUGUACACCGCUCGCUCGGCUCUGUUUCCCAGAGAAGUUUUCUCACCUCCGUCGGUGAUGAGGGGUGGCGAGGGGUCUCUUACUCCUUUUGUGCCACCAGCUGUGCGAGAAUUCGCUGAACUCAACAUGGAGGCUGAGUGUGAGAUGCUGGCAGCUUUCUGUAGAGUGGACACAAAGGCGCAAUUGUUGAGAGAGUUGCCUACCCUACGUGCAACAGUGGAGGAUCUUUGGAACUCCUUGCGUGCCGAAGGUGUGGCGCUCGAGACCCAAGGUGACCGACAGGAGCCACAACAAGAGCGAAUGCUGAUGCCUCCAUGGUUUGAGUUCCCUUACACAGAAGAGGGUGUCGUGCAAGUAGUUGUACGGCGGUCACUUGUUGUGGACAUCACCUGGGAUGCUGCGCGGGGAAGCCACUGGCGCGUGUUGUCGUUGCGUUGGAUUCUGUGUGCUCAAACACUGCCGGAGCUUCUGCUACGUGGCAGCCUGGCGACAGGUGCAGGGAGCGGGAACAGUAGCCGUGGUGAGGCCGCUUUUGGUGGGGCUGGAAAUGCCCUUCGUGUUUUGCCGGCACACCAGGAGGCCAGUCUGCGCUAUCUGUCCAGCUGCUUUGAAUUAGGCCUCGAGAAGGGGUGCAUGGGGGCCCUUCGUCUUGUUAAUGCAGUGGCUAUGGAAGUGGUCGAGACGCAAUGCAAGAUUCUGCGGGAAACAUUUUUCAUUGGCCCCCUUGAGGCGUCAUUUGUGGUGGACGUGCGGCCGGGGACACAUGUCGCCCUCACGCUGCUGUCCCCGUCCGUUGCCGGGGCGGCACCCAGCGGCCCUCUCCACAUGAAGUACAAACUGUCGAUGGGCACGAUUGUGAUGGAGAAACGGAGAGGCACAGACACUCAAACAAUGCUGCAGUCGGAUCUCUACGUUGAUGCACUGAGUGGCCGUGACGGGCUACUCUCCGCUGCUGUUGUGGAUGUGGAACGUCAUCUGUGGCAGUUUGUCUCGGCCUAG
Molecule: messenger RNA, 1554 nt
Organism: Trypanosoma grayi
Lineage: Eukaryota; Euglenozoa; Kinetoplastea; Trypanosomatida; Trypanosomatidae
Exons: 1
Coding region: 1-1554 (517 amino acids)
Source: RefSeq, a predicted model, not a curated record